Molecule: messenger RNA, 1766 nt
Organism: Seriola dumerili (greater amberjack)
Lineage: Eukaryota; Metazoa; Chordata; Actinopteri; Carangiformes; Carangidae
Gene: tspan5a
Product: tetraspanin-5-like
Exons: 11
Coding region: 317-1192 (291 amino acids)
Biological process (GO): protein localization to plasma membrane; regulation of vascular endothelial growth factor signaling pathway; protein maturation
Cellular component (GO): membrane
Source: RefSeq, a predicted model, not a curated record
UGUAGCCAAUGAUUGACGACCAACCACAGUAACUGCUCCGCCUCCUGUAGGCGCAAUUCUCCCAGAAAGCGGAGGACAAUAUUUUAUACCGCAGUUUGUCGCGUUAACGUCCUUUGAUAAUUUUCCCGCCGGGUGUGUGAGCGUGUCCCGAUCUCCUCUCAGCAUGGCGCCUGGGUGGAUGUGAUGCAGCCGUGUGAACGUUUGAAGACAAAGUGAGAUGCUUCCCCGGAGCGCUGAACCUGUUCCAUCCCGCACACAAAGCCUGUGAAGCAGGCCGUUUUUCCGACCAGAGACGCUGCGCUUAUGAUGCCGAAACAUGUCGGGGAAUCAUUACAAAGGACACGAAGUCAGCUGCUGCAUCAAAUACUUCAUUUUUGGAUUCAAUAUCCUGUUCUGGCUGUUGGGCAUGGCCUUAGUUGGAAUUGGAUUGUGGGCAUGGAGUGAGAAGGGGGUUCUGUCCAACAUCUCAUCCAUCACAGACCUGGGCGGUCUGGACCCAGUCUGGCUCUUCAUGGUGGUUGGGGGUGUCAUGUUCAUCCUGGGCUUUGCUGGAUGUAUCGGAGCACUGCGAGAAAACACCUUUCUGCUGAAGUUUUUCUCUGUGUUUCUGGGAAUCAUCUUUUUCUUGGAGCUGACGACGGGGGUCCUGGCGUUCGUCUUCAAGGACUGGAUCAAAGACCAGCUCAACCUGUUCAUCAACAAUAACAUCCGGGCGUACCGGGAUGACAUCGAUCUGCAGAACCUAAUCGACUUCACUCAGGAAUAUUGGGAGUGCUGCGGUGCGUUUGGAGCAGACGACUGGAACCUGAAUAUCUACUUUAACUGCACUGAUGGGAAUCCCAGCCGGGAAAAGUGUGGAGUUCCCUUCUCCUGCUGCACCAAGGACCCAGCGGAGGAUGUGAUAAACACUCAGUGUGGAUACGACAUUCGAGCUAAACCAGACUCGGAGCAGAAGGACUACAUCAAUGUAAAAGGCUGCGUGCCACAGUUUGAGAAGUGGCUACAGGACAACCUCACCUUGGUGGCUGGGAUCUUCAUAGGAGUUGCACUACUGCAGAUUUUUGGGAUUUGUUUGGCCCAAAACUUAGUGAGUGACAUCGAGGCUGUGCGGGCAAGCUGGGUGCCCCCCCCUCUCUCCAUGCGUCGACUCCCACCACACUCCAGCAAGAAAGCAUCGGCUUACUACUCAUGAGACACACACACACGCUGUUUGUGUGUUUGUAGCCGUUUCUUUACCUAAUGCUGAAACAGCAUUUCACUUCUAACAGUCUUUGAGCAGAACGUCAGGGAGCAUUCAGAGGACGUCACUGAUCACCUGCACCACGUUGUUCACUGAACCAGCACCUUUUUCCAAGGCACUAAUAUGUGAAAAAAAUGCUCUGUAUAUAACACUGUGUGUGACUACUGUAAAAAGAAAACAGCUGGAGAGGAUGGUUAAACAUGCACUACACUACAAUGCUCCAGUUUUGGUAGCUGCGUCUAGAGAGUAGGAAUUUUGAUACAUCUUUUUGAUAUUAGAUUGGUAUUUUUCACUGUGGAAAUAAUGCUCCAUUGCUAAACCCAUCACAUAGGACUGUGACGUAGUGUAUAAAAGAAACUGAGGUGUACUUCUUUCAAAGUUCAGUGCUUGUUUUACUUACUUUUCCAUCACUUGUCCACAGUUACAGAAGUUAGCAAGCUAUAACACUCUGGCUGGUUUUGGACUGAAAGCCCGAUCUCUUUGUUUUUUUGUUUUUUUGUCAAAAUAAAACUUUAAAGGUCCCAUA